AUGGACGUCCAGGAAUACACCGCUGUUGCGUUCAAUGUAUAUGCGUCGAGAUAUGCUAGUAUUGCCGGCUACGUGCUCAUGCUCUACGACCACACAUUAACGUUCGACGAGGAGGUUAGGUUCAUAUGGGCGGCUCCGUGGACGUUACCGAAGACACUCUUUCUUAUCAUUCGUUAUUUCGUCCCAGCCUUCGUCCUUAUCCACCUCUGCCAGCUGACAGGACUGAGCACCUUCUCAGAUACAGUGGGUCUUUCCUUCGGUUUAGCGUAUAUAUACUAUCAUAAUACUGAUGGUUCCCCAGUUGCUUCCAUGGGUAUCAUCACCAUCGCCAUAGGAAAUUUCCUAGCUCUUAUGCAUAUAUGGAAUCUCUGGGAGAGAGGCGGACGGCUAAUGAUCCUAACGUCAUGUUUAUUCGUGGCAACCCAGAUAGCCAACCUCAUCUGCCUGACAUUCUCCCUUGUACAUAUCACCGAAUCUGUCUACUUCAAUCCCACUUUCUCAAUGUGCAUGCUAACGGAUCGCCACUCGGCAGGAAUCAUUUGGGCACCAGGGGUGGCGUUCGAAGCUGUCAUUUUUUCCGCUCUAUUCUGGAACGCGCUCUCCCGACCUCGGUAUCUAGAGGAUGAUUUCACUAAAAUCCUUUACAGAGAUGGAUUCGCGUAUAUUCUGGUUGUCUUUGUUCUUCGAUUAAUGAAUCUCAUUCUAUCUUUUGUUGCACCGCUCUCCCUUAUUUUUCUGGGAAUAUUUUUUAUUUGGUGUUCGACCACCAUGACAGUGACGCGGCUGGUUCUCGACGUCACUGGGAUGGCCGAAAAGAGGACUUUACAUAUGUUCCAGGUCGAACUAACACGGUUUGAAUACAAUGAUGAGGACGGUGAACCAUAA
Desarmillaria tabescens is the source of this 885-nucleotide messenger RNA. RefSeq lists its product as uncharacterized. Lineage: Eukaryota; Fungi; Basidiomycota; Agaricomycetes; Agaricales; Physalacriaceae. The transcript is spliced from 12 exons. Bases 1 to 885 code for a protein of 294 amino acids. The record is from RefSeq and is a predicted model, not a curated record.